Messenger RNA from Drosophila serrata, 4607 nucleotides. RefSeq names its product blastoderm-specific gene 25D (gene Nin). Lineage: Eukaryota; Metazoa; Arthropoda; Insecta; Diptera; Drosophilidae. The record is from RefSeq and is a predicted model, not a curated record. Gene Ontology annotation, cellular component: centrosome. Gene Ontology annotation, biological process: microtubule anchoring at centrosome.
GUUUCGGUUAAUUGCCACCAGAAGGCGCCACCGUUUUGCAUUAUUGUUUUUUUUAUCAACUCGCAAGAAAUUUCGUAAAUUUUGUCGGAAAGAACCGCAAAAAUCCGAGUGCUACUGUUACGUUUCAUUAAAGUGCAUAUCAUAUAUAAGUAGUAUUAGUAUCCCGCACACCCUCGCACUGCAACGAAACACGCGGAACGUCCUCCCUCCCCGCCACCAACGCGAAUUAUUUUUGUUUUUCGACCCCUGGCCGCGCGUCCGUGGUGGAGUUUCCCCCAAAAAGGUGCAGCAGCGGCGGCGAAGGAAACGCAAUUGGACAUAUUAUCGAUUUGACCGCGCGUGGCGAGCGUCCUGCUGCAAACUGAGGUGUCCCCCUCGUUCCACCCAUGGAGGUGUCCGCCGAUCCAUACGAGCAGAAGCUCUACCAGAUGUUCCGCAGCUGUGAGACGCAGUGCGGCCUCCUGGACGAGGGGUCGCUGCUGAAGCUUUGCUCGCUGCUGGAGCUGCGGGAUCAGGGCGCCGCUCUGAUCGCCAGUCUGGGCAGCAGCCACAAGCUGGGCGGCGUGUCCUUCGGCCAGUUCAAGGAGGCGCUAUUGAACUUCCUGGGCUCUGAGCUGGACGCCAGCACUUCGUCGGGAUUUAUGGAGCGCUCGCUAGUGAUAACAGAUGAGCCGUUGGCCAGCACAUAUAUUGAGAGUCCGCCAGAGUCCUCUGACCGUGAGGUGUCACCAAAGUUAGUUGUGGGCACCAAGAAGUAUGGCAGAAGAUCCAGGCCGCAUCAGGGAAUCUACGAGUUGUCGGUAACGGAUUCGGACAACACGGAUGAGGAUCCGCUGCAGCAGAAACAGCAGCAGCGCAGCCUCAACGGUGCCGAUGAGCUGGGAGCCCAGGUGCAACGUUCCUCCUCCCAAAGCGAUAUCCAUGGCAGUCGGCGUCUGCGUACCGUCCACACCAGUGGCAGCAAGCUCAAGCGUUGCGCCUCCCUGCCAGCCCGCCGGAAUCUUCAGUCCAAAAUGCACAAUAUCUCAACGGGAGCGACGACAUCACCAACGGCAGCCGCCAAGCUAAAACAGCUGUCCAUCCAGAGCCAGAAUCAGCAGAGCAGCAGUGUGGAGUCUUUGGACACCGUGACGCCACAGCAACUGGAGACGAUCAGUGCGCACAGCAUAAUCGAUGCCUGGGAGUUGGCCAGCAUUCUCAAUUGCCGCAACCUGCUUCAUAUCCUUGGUUUCGAUGAGGACGAAGAGGAAGUUAACCUGCAGCAGCUGACCAGCUUGGAGGAAGAGAUACGCGGUCUCGAUGACGAGGAGCAGUCGAAUAUGCUGACUUUGGCUGCCCUGCAGUCCACCGAGUUGGGCAACUAUCGCCUCGCCUUUCGCCAGCAGCACGAGGAGAAUGUGAAGCUGAGGGCCGACAAUAAGGCAGCGAACCAAAGGGUAGCCCUUCUGGCCGUUGAGGUGGAUGAGCGGCAUGCCUCGUUGGAGGAUAACUCCAAGCAGCAGGUCCAACAGCUUGAGCAGCGGCAUGCCAGUAUGAUGAGAGAAAUGACCCUGCGGAUGAGCAAUGAUCGUGAUCAUUGGACCAGCAUGACGGCCAAGCUGGAGGCGCAUAAGACCCUGGAACAAGAGGAGAUCCGCCUUAAAACGGAACUCGAACUGGUGCGCACCGAAAACACAGAGCUUGAAACGGAGCAGCAGAAAGCGCAUGUGCAGCUCACAGAGCUGCUCGAGCAGAAUAUUAAGCUCAACCAGGAGCUGGCACAUCGGUCCAGCAGUGGCGACGGUGUCAGCAUAGCGGCAACUCCCCAGCACAGUCCCUUGAGCCCCAGAAGGCACAGUGAGGACAAGGAGGAGGAGCUGCUGCAGCUCAUGGAGAAGCUGGCUGCUCUCCAAAUGGAAAAUGCCCAGCUGCGCGACAAGACUGAUGAGCUGACCAUCGAAAUCGAGAGCUUAAAUGUGGAACUGAUCCGAUCAAAGUCCAAGGGCAAGAAGCAGGAGAAGCAGGAAGACCAGGAGGCGGCUGCCACGGCCACCAAGCGGCGUGGUGAUUCACCCAGCAAAACGCAUCUCACGGAAGAGAGUCCGCGCCUGGGAAAGCAGCGAAAGUGCACCGAGGGCGAGCAGAGCGAUGCCAGUAAUAGUGGCGAUUGGUUGGCACUCAAUUCCGAGCUCCAGCGUAGCCAAAGUCAAGAUGAGGAGCUGAUCACCCUGCGGCAGCGGGUGGCAGACCUGGAAAAGGAACUCAAGGCCGCCAAGGAAGGUAGAUCUCUCACUCCCGAGGGUCGCUCCAAGGAACUGGAGGCAAGUCUCGAGCAAAUGCAGCGCGCCUACGAAGAUUGCGAGGACUACUGGCAAUCGAAGCUUAGCGAAGAGCGGCAAAUGUUCGAGAAAGAGCGCCAGAUCUACGAAGACGAGCAGCAGGAGAGCGACAAGAAGUUCACCGAGCUGAUGGAGAAGGUGCGCGAGUACGAGGAGCAGUUCAGCAAAGAAGGGCGCCUCUCGCCCAUCGACGAGCGGGAUAUGCUGGAGCAGCAAUACGUAGAACUUGAGGCGGAAGUCGCCCAACUGCGCUCCAACUCCAUGCUAAUGCUCGAGGAGAAGUCGCAGGAGAUAAUGGGCCUGCAGUCAGAGAUCGAGGAUCUGCGUCAGCGGCUGGGUGAGAGCGUGGAGAUUCUUACAGGCGCCAGCGAACUCACACCAGAAUCGGUGGCCCAAAUGAGUGCCGAGGCGGGCAAGAGUCCGGCUAGUUCCCCCAUCAGCUACCUCUGGCUGCAGAGCACCAUUCAGGAGCCGGUUAAAUUUGCCGGCGCUGGAGACGAAGCCGCUGCCAGUGCCAUCGAACUGCUGAGUGCCGGCGGUGGCGGCUCACCAUCGCACAAGGCGACUAGCCGAAACAACCUCACCACCUCGGAGACAUCCAUCUUUAGUACCACACCCUUCGACAGCUCCCACUCUGGUGGUCCGUCGCCCACAAAUAGUGACACCACAAAUGGUUCUUUAGCCGCGGCAUCAGGUCCCGCGCCCAUCAGCAAACCCAAGCGACGGGCACAGAGUCCACACAGGUAAUCCGAGGGAGAAAUCGCCGACUGUGAGACCUCAUCGACGGCUUCCAAUAAGAGCUUUGAUACCCACAGUCAGGUGUCCAUUAGCAAAACGUCUUGCCUUAGCCACGAAAAGUGCACCAGUCCCAGCCUCAAGGAGGAGCUGAAACGCCUCAAGUUCUUUGAGUUGUCCCUGAAGGAGCAGAUAAAGGAUUUGAGCCUGCAACGUGACGGUUUGGUCAUGGAACCACAGUUGCAGGAGGCGCGACCUGUGCUCGAAAAGGCCUAUGCGCGAACAACGCAUCCAACACUUCAGCAGCGACUGAACCAACUGGAGCUGCGAAAUCGCCAUCUGCAGAAUGUCAUCAAGCAGCAGCAGCAAUACACCGAGUCCCUGAUGCAGCAAUCCUGGAGGCAGCAUCAAGUGGAGCUCAACGAGCUGCACGGCCGGAUCGAGACACAGGGCGUUAUGCUGGCCGAUCAGACGCAACGUUUGCAGAAUGCCGACAUACUUGUUAAAGAUCUGUAUGUGGAGAACUCUCAUUUGACUGCCACUGUGCAGCGGUUGGAGCAGCAGCGGGCAAGGGUGAACCUCAUCCACCAGCAGCAGCAGCAGCAGCAGCACAGGCUCGUGGGAGCCGCCGCCACCUUGGGCGGAAUGCCCGGCAUGCCUUAGUAACGGAACUAUAUAGUUUAUAGAACUAGACAAAAAGAAGAGAAAGACAACAAAAACCUGAGGAGGAAGGGUGCUCAGCAUCGUCGGCAGACAUCGAUAUCGUUAUGAAUGUUAGACACACUCGGUAGAAUAAGUUUCGUAUUCGUACGUGGCGUUUUUUUGUGAAUGAAUGUGAAAUCCAUGUUGUGUGUUUGUUCGACACAAGAGCACCAAGAGUUAAGCAGGAUAUUAUAUCGAAAUUUUCGAUUUAUAAGCCUUACACAUCGAUGUUUUCAAACUCUAACCGAGACGCCGCAUAAACAAUAACUAAAGUGACUUGAACCUUAACGUUAACUUUAAACCUUAAACUAAAAAUGAAACUUAAACCUAAACUCACCCACGCGCAAAGAGGAACAAUCCACACACUCGGUAACUUAAUCGGUAAUCGGCUAACUAAACUGAUCUGAACUAUUUACACGAUAGAUACUGAAUGAUAAACCCCUGAUAUGCAUGCACUGCAAUGUUGACCUUACUACAUUAAUUGACUACCGAAAAAUAGUUAACGUAUAUAUUUAAUUAUAUUAGAAGAAGCAGUAUUUUAAAUUUGUUAUGCGUCUGAGUGUAGGCGGAGCGCGUUUAUCAAUGUUUAUAUAUCACGUGCCCAUAACCAAAUGCAUCGGAAUUGUUGUUAAUAUUAUUGGUAGAAAACGAAUGCAAACCAAGCAAAAUUAAGAGGAAUGAUCUAUUAUAUGAUAUUGAUGAUAUAUACUAUAUAUUAUUAUGUAACGACAAAAGACCUGUAAAAAACACACGUAUCUAUGUAUUUAAAUUGCGAUUUAAGUUAGCCAAUACUCUAUUCCUAAACGCUUUUGUUAAACCCUUUUCCUCCGCCCACAAACUAACACUCGAUUU